This is a messenger RNA of Dibothriocephalus latus, 420 nucleotides long. NCBI's taxonomy places the organism in Eukaryota, Metazoa, Platyhelminthes, Cestoda, Diphyllobothriidea, Diphyllobothriidae. The record is from the annotation of a GenBank genome assembly.
AUGUUCUGCCGUCUCAAAGAACUUCCAGCCGUCUUUAAUUGUAAACUGUUGGAUGGUGUCAGUUUUAAAGACGUGAAGAAGGAACGCGAGAUGGUGAAGUGGGAACACAUGAAGGCAAUGGAUUACUUGAGAGAGCCAUCGACCAAGUCGGGAGGAAAACGAUCUGGCGUGGAGUCAAGAGCGGUGGUAUUCCGCGGCGUCGGUACUGGAGCUGGCAUCGGACCAGGGCCGGCAAUGGACCUGAAGACAGAGAUGUCUGCAGUCACUGAGGGCAUUGGUAUGGAGCUGGAGAGACGCUUCAAAGACCUAGACAGCCACUUUCAACGUUUCAACGAAGUGGAUUCACGUCUCACAGAGGUCACACAAACGCUUUCCACACUUGGAGAGGUGGUGCGACAAGUGACUGCUACACAAGAACAG